AUGAAGCUGUCUUCCAUAUUACAGUUCGAAGCACAACGUAUUUCAACAGUAAAUGAGGAGCUCCAUCGUCAUCUUUUUCAAAGCGAUGUUCCUUCCACGUCGUCUGCUGAACCGUUGCAUAUUGAGCUGCCAAAGCUUAAAUCACCAUCUCUGCAGAAUCAUUUCAGAAUAAUCUCAGAGGAACUGGUGCGUAAGUACAAAGACUAUUUGGAUUUAGCAGCUUCGUUUCCAUUCUCGUUUCCUAAACCGCUUCAGUGGAAAUGUGAGAUUGGUUGGACAAGGUAUACUCAUAGUGGAGAUAUCGAGCAGGUGGAGUAUCCAAAAGAAGAUGUGUUCUUUUUUGAUGUUGAAACGUGUGUACAAGAUGGGCAACUGCCAACUCUUGCUGUUGCGUUGUCUGCUGAGGCAUGGUAG
Messenger RNA from Angiostrongylus costaricensis, 414 nucleotides. Lineage: Eukaryota; Metazoa; Nematoda; Chromadorea; Rhabditida; Metastrongylidae. The record is from the annotation of a GenBank genome assembly.